This is a messenger RNA of Salvelinus namaycush (lake trout), 4452 nucleotides long. Its product is annotated as ectonucleoside triphosphate diphosphohydrolase 8-like. Gene Ontology annotation, molecular function: GDP phosphatase activity; UDP phosphatase activity. The transcript has 10 exons. The record is from RefSeq and is a predicted model, not a curated record. Gene Ontology annotation, cellular component: plasma membrane. NCBI's taxonomy places the organism in Eukaryota, Metazoa, Chordata, Actinopteri, Salmoniformes, Salmonidae. The coding region runs from base 186 to 1688 and encodes 500 amino acids. Gene Ontology annotation, biological process: nucleoside diphosphate catabolic process.
GAGCACAAGAGAAAGGUGGAACGCCUAUGCUCUGGUCAGUGUAAGAUCUUACCAGACUGUACAUUUAAUCAAAUUAGAACAUUUCUAAGAUAACACAUAUGGUUCUAGUUUGACCUUGGGGUCAGGGAGAAGAGAUCACAAAGAAACGUCCUUGUCGGAAGAGUUGGUUUACAGGUGUAUUUGGAAUGAAGAUGUCAAUGGUGAAACAGGCAGCAAUGGCUGUGGUAGCGAUGGGAUGCAUGGCCGUCAUCGCUCUAAUCCUCACAUUAGUUCAGCACCACUCAGUGGAUCUCCCCCAUCGCAUGCAGUAUGGGAUGGUGUUUGACGCUGGAUCCACACACACUUCUCUCUACAUGUACCGUUGGCCUGGCAACAAAGAAAACAACACUGGGGUGGUGUCACAGAUGCUGGUCUGUGAUGUUGAUGGAAAUGGUAUCUCUAGCUAUGCCCAGGACCCCCCUGCUGCAGGGCUCAGUCUGAGGAAGUGCCUGGACAGUGCACUGGCAGUCGUCCCUGCCAACCAGCUGAGGGAAACUCCUGUGUACCUUGGUGCUACCGCUGGCAUGCGACUCUUGCAGCUACAGAAUCAACCCCAGUCUGAUCAGGUUUUGGAGCAGGUAACCAAGGUGAUCCAGGGGUAUCCCUUUGACUUUCGGGGGGCACGGAUUCUCUCUGGGAUGGAGGAAGGGGCUUACGGAUGGAUCACCACCAACUAUCUACAAGAGGGCUUCAUCAAGCACGGCUUUGAGGGAGGAUGGGUGCGUCCUAAAGGAAGGAAGAUCUGGGGUGCCCUGGAUAUGGGAGGCUCUUCCACCCAGAUAGCCUUUACUCCCAGCCAGCCUGUACGGGACCCUGCCUCCGCCCUGGGACCCAAGCUCUAUGGUUACCAAUAUGAGGUGUACACACACAGCUACCUGUGCUAUGGCAAGGAGCAGACCAUGAGGCAGCUACAGGUUCAUCUUCUCAAGAUGAGUGGGUCUACCCGCCCAGUCAAGCACCCCUGCUACCACUUGGGUGACAACCUAACCCUGACUCUGGGUGACCUCUAUGACUCCCCCUGCGUGGCCAGACCCGUGACCUUUGACCCAGCCUCAGUGGUCACCUUCACAGGGACCAGUGAGCCACUUCAGUGUCUCAACCAGAUAAAGAACAUCACGAACCUGGAUGCCUGCUCCCUGGCCCCUGACUGUGGCUUCAACGGGGUCUACCAGCCCCCUGUCAGUGGAAACUUCUUUGCUUUCUCAGCAUACUAUUACACCUUUGACUUCCUUGGUCUGGCUCCUCAGUCCUCUCUGUCUCAGGCUACCACCACUAUAAACACUUUCUGCAAAAGGACCUGGAACUCGCUCAAGAAAGAGUAUGCUGUAAAAGACAAGUACCUUCGUGAUUACUGUGCCUCAGCCAACUACAUAAUGACAGUACUACUAGACGGCUACAAGUUCAACCAGACCUGGGGAAACAUAUACUUCCAGAGACAGGUGGCAGACACAGACAUUGGCUGGACGCUGGGCUACAUGUUGAACCUGACCAACAUGAUCCCCUCAGAGCUCCCCCUGGUGGUGACAGGUGUGCAGCGCAGCCAGUGGGCAGCAGAGGUCUUCUUCAUUGUGUUUGCUGUGUUCCUCAGCCUGAUGGUACUGGUCCUAAUGUGGCUCUGGAACCCACAGGACGGACAAGGCAACAAAUGACAAUCGAUGAAAUCACACUCUGAACGUCUCUGUCUUCUAGUCUAUAUAGUGAUGAGAUACAAUGUGAUACUGUGAUGUAACAGCAGCUAUCAAUAAGAUCGGAACGGAUCAGAAGAGUGUGGCAGCUCCUGGAACUCACAGUAAUAGUUCAAUAGUAAUAUUUUCUGUCAAUAUGACUAACUACGGAGGCAGUUGAAUGUAUUAUGAAUUUAUUAGGCAUUUAUAAGCUGCAUAGCUUGAUAUUUUUCAUGCAAAUAGAAACCCUACAAUUAUAAUAUAUAAGUAUCUAACAUAAAUGAAUAGUGUUGGUAUGAACGUAUACCUCAAAGAUUUUAAGUUUUCCCCGCCAUAAACAGUAAUUAAAGGAAGUACCAAAGGGAGGAUCAUUUCAAGUGUCACAUCACUAUUACUACAUGAUUUGUUCAACGCAUUUGAUAUAUUACAUUUAGAAAUAAAAUACAAUCACAAGGGCGUAUGAGGCACAAAUGUGUGUGUGCGCGUGUGUGCGUGCGACUGUGCUACAGAUUGGUACAUCUCACAGUCUUCUCCACCUUGAUCAGCAGCAGCCUGAUUUCUUCUUCGGGGGUUCUUUCUGCAACACCAAGCUUCCCUCUUCUUGUCGUGUCUCCUCCCCCAACUGCUUUAGCGUCCUUGAAGCAACGCACACCAAAUCAAUGCUUGACUAUUCACAGAGAGUCAUUUCCCACAAGCAGAAGAUGACAACACGCAAAAGAGACAACAGCCAAAUCCACACUACACAUACCAACAACAGCUUCUACAUUAAAGACCAGUCUGCAUGUCUUACCUUGCCAGCGUUUCCAUAGACAGAGUCACAUUGUCACCAGUGGCAGCACUACACUCCAUAAAGAGCAUGCCGUACCCCUGUAAGAGUGACAUCAAUAAUAGUAUUGUACUUAUGAUGAUUUAUUUAAAUCCUGCUUUGGUACACACCUCAAUUUCAGCACCAGCUACAAAACUGUAAAAUACCCAUUUAGAACACAUUCCUUACCACAUGUUAAUCCUACAGCCCAGUUGCCCAAAUUCUGGCUGUUCAAGUUACAGUAACAUACCGUUGCCAGGUUUUCCCCUUCAUGAGUCUGAACCUCUCGUUCUAGAUUAGCACAAUCGGCCUUGUUCCCAAGGAGUAUAACAAUGACGUCAUCUGGGGCCCCCUCCUACAAAUUACAAAGUUAAUGACAGUACAAUAGAUACCAAUGGAAAAACAGUGAAUCCUGCAAACAAUUGUUUGUGUUGUUACAUAGUUGUUCUUUGGUUAUAAAAUGAAACGCAUGAUUUAAAUGCCCCCUACCUGAACGCAGUUGACCCAGUAGCGGAUGUCACAGAAGCUCUGAGAGGAAGUGAUGUCAUACAUCAGCACUAGACCCUGGGCUCUGUGGAACACCUGCCUGGUGAUACUGUGAUACCUGGGGAAGACAGUAAAUAAUAAGAUGUUACAACAGCCUAAUAUGAAUGUAAUUAUAUACUGACAAAUAAAACACACACAUGAUGGGUUCAAAUAAGAACAGAGGAACAGAUUCUGUAUCGAUGCAUGAUGUACAAUGACCAACUGAUGAACUUAGGGCUAAGAGAGUCACCUUUCUUGACCUGCAGUAUCCCAUAACUGUAAAGUCACUGGGCUGCCAUCCACUGUCACAGGCUGUAUACAGGUAUCAAUACCUGCUCAGAACAGAUACAAACAAACAUGAAACCAGACAUGAAUGAGCAGCACAGUAACAUUGUACCAGGGUUUUUGUUUCUUCACACGAUCUGGAAGGGCAUGGUGCCAAACAUACAAAUAGGAUAAUGAUACUCACCAAUGGUAGCAUAGUGGUCCAUACAGAACUCGCCACUUUGGAAGCGCUUCAUGAAGGAGGUUUUGCCCACACUGCUGUUUCCAACCAUCACCACGUUGUAGGGGUUUGAUCUAGAGCCAUUGCUUCCUAAGGUACCUGGAGGCGGGGGAUCAGAGAGACUGGUCUAUUACAGUCACGAUCACUUCUCUCACUCAAAGUCAAGUGGAGCAAAGCGCCUCAUCAAUGCAUCUCCAGCAAAUGAAUACCAGGUCAAUUCACGUACUCAAGACUAACCUUAUAACCCUGUGUACCCCCUCACUGCUGCCAUUCAAUUCUUACCAGAUGGCUGUUUCUUCUUCUCUCUGGUGACCGGGCUCUUCUCCACACGCUCUGCCUUUUCUUGACCUCUUUUAUUCCCAUGGCCUGGCAGUGGAGCUGCAGCCACUUGUUCAGACCCCCCUCCACUCAAAGCAGUGCUUGAGGGAACAACCUUAGACAAAUAGAAAACGUUAUCUCUCAGAAAUACAAGGAUAUGCUAAUCUCUUCAACAUGAAAUGGGUGAUACUGUUGUGUGUUCAAUAUCCUACAUACUCUCUGGUACACACAGUUCGUAAAACAUUUAAAUGCAACAAAUUAGACGUUUAACAUACGUGCCUUCAGAAAGUAUUCGCAGCCCUCAACUUUUUCCAGACUUUGUGUUACACCCUGAAUCUAAAAUAGAGCAGGUUGAAGUUUCUCUUCACCUUGGAGGACUAUUGUGUUAUUGAAUGACUCAAAAUCCUCUGUGAUGGUUGAAGCAUCUGACUCAAAGAAUUGAUCUGACAAAUACCCAGAGCUGGGAAAUGUGAAGGACUCAGCAUGCUCAUUUUACUGCCUCCUCUCUUCCGGUUUCUUCCACAUCCUGUGCUAUUGUGUCACUGGCUUACACACAAUACUCCAUAAUGUGAAAGUGGAAUUAUGUUUUUUUUUUA